AGGGCGGCUGAGGCAGACAGAAUGGCAGGAGCAAAGCAUGGAAACAGGGAGCUGUGUGCCUGCUCUUUGCAUUCCUUCGAGAUGAACCUGUGAAGCUGGUCGUGGAAGACGAGACUGGAGAGGUCGAUAGGAGCCCCCGUCACGGAGGACCUUGCAUGUCCUGGCCAAGAGCUUUGACUCCACUCUCGCUAACUUUGGAGAGCCAGUGAAAGAUUUUAAGCACAUUACUGGCACCAGAUUUGAGUUUUAAAGAAAUCUUUUUAGCUGGAGGUUGGUAGUAGCUUUAAAGUGGCAAGGAGUCCCGUUGGGACAUGAAUUCCUUCCUUAAGUUGCAUGCCAAACUCUGUGCAUCUGUGUCUCGCUGUGGGUUGGGGAUCCACUGCUUCCAUCAGGUGAUGAAAGAGUGAUUAUACCCAGCAGCGGGCUAGUGAUGGCAUGCACCUGUUAGAGGUGUGGAUGAGCCAACGGUUCAGGAGGUUUAUUCAGCAGAUCUUAGUAUUUUAUUGGAGGUGGGGCUUGGAGGACAUGGCGGAGUUGAUGACUUCCUGGUUUCCACCAGAAAUAAUAAUAAUUUACUGGAAGGGAAAGGAGAGGAGCAGAGCAGAUACGGAAGGGAAGGUGAAGUGUUUGCUUCAGCCAUCUUUUGCAUUUGGUAAGUUUGGAACAUCCAAGUGACAAUCUGUACCUUUCGCCUCAUUUUUGUGCGUGAAGAAUUUAGAGGCAAGAAUAAUUUGCUUCAGAACAUGCAUCAGAAUAGCAGCAGAUAUCAAAGACUUUAAGAAGUGCCUUUCCCUCCCUCAGCUUCUCAGUCGGUGGUGGAAAGAAAGUCUUAAGGAGCAGCAAAGGCGUGAUUGUGCCAGAGUGCCGAUUUCCAAAGCAUUCCAGUAUUCCAGGGACUUGAAGGGAUGCUUCAGGAUUUCACUAGGGAUGGCACAAAAUUUUAUUUUAAAGUCAUAUUUAAAAUUGUUGUAUAUUGAAACACACACACACACACACACACUUGAGAUAUAAUGUCCUUAAAUGUGCUGUGCAAUAUUUUGACUUAUCAGAGACUCCUAACAUGGUGCUUUAUGCUGCUAGGUUAACCCAGUUUGUGCAGACUUUGGAAUAAGGCUCUCUUGCCAUCUUGUUCUUACUGAAAAGCAUCCCAUGAAUGCAAGGUGAUCGGUGGCAGCAAAUGAUCUUCAGUAGCCUGCUAGUCUCCCUCCUUUGACUUACACCUCCUGCGGCUAGUUCUGUACCCACGGCCAGUCAUCUUUCUAAAACAGAAGUCUGAUCCUAUCGCUUGACUGCCUUUUAACAGCCUCUGGAGUCUUGCUGUUAAACCUAAAAUAACCCCCAGACUUUUGUUGUGGUUUGCAAAGCCCCCUUGCACCUUCUGUUCAUCUGUCCCUCUCCCUCCUGCUCCCGUGAAAGCCAAGGUGGCCUCUCGCUGUUCCUGGCAGCAGGCAUGUGCCCUCAGGACCUUUGCACUUGCGCUGCUCUCUGCUGGACUGCUUUUCCUCCGCACCUGUGCGGCCACCCUCCUUUCCUUCUUCACGUCUCCUUAUUGCUCACUUCCUCGGAGCAUCUUUUUCUAAUGUGCUCACCCUUCCUUCCAUCAGCUGCGUCUCCUGAGCUUGCCUUCAUUUCCCUCAUAACAGUUCUUUCCUAACAAUGUGUGUGUAUUUGGUUUUCUUGUUGGUCUGUCUCAUCUUUCUGAGAAUGGGCCCCCUGAGGUCAGGGCCUUUACCUGUCUUAUUCACUGCUGUAUCCCCAGCAUCUAAAAGGCGCUCACUGGGUACCCAGGAAUGAAUGAACGAAUCAGAUUUUCUUGCUACUCUACAGAUGAAUCAAAAAUGUAGAAAUAAGUUGGAUGAUGGGGCUAGUGAAAAAGCUUGGGCUUGGAACUCAGUCUUGGGCAAGUGGCCUAAGGACAGACACUGGUACCUUGUUUUUCUGAAAAGAACUGAUCAUGUCAGAAUGACAGGAAGCUCUCUGUGCACUCGGCCGUCUGUGGGAGCUUUGAAGACAAUAAAAUAGUAUUCGUUCUACCGGGGAGCUCCUCUGCAUCGAGCGACGGUGAAAAAUGUUUCGGAAAGGCAAAAAACGGCACAGUAGCAGCAGUUCCCAGAGCAGUGAAAUCAGUACUAAGAGCAAGUCUGUAGACUCCAGCCUUGGGGGGCUCUCACGAUCCAGCACUGUGGCCAGCCUCGAUACAGAUUCCACCAAAAGCUCAGGACAAAGCAAUAACACUUCAGAUACCUGUGCAGAAUUUCGAAUAAAAUAUGUUGGUGCCAUUGAGAAACUGAAAUUCUCUGAAGGGAAAAGUCUUGAAGGGCCCCUAGACCUGAUAAAUUAUAUAGAUGUUGCCCAGCAAGAUGGAAAGCUGCCUUUCGUUCCUCUGGAGGAAGAAUUUAUUAUGGGAGUUUCCAAGUAUGGUAUAAAAGUGUCAACAUCAGAUCAGUAUGAUGUCCUGCAUCGGCACGCUCUGUAUUUAAUCAUCCGGAUGGUGUGUUACGAUGAUGGUCUGGGGGCAGGAAGAAGCUUGCUGGCUCUGAAGACCACAGAUGCCAGCAAUGAGGAAUACAGCCUCUGGGUUUAUCAGUGCCACAGCCUGGAGCAAGCACAAGCCAUCUGCAAAGUUUUAUCCACCGCUUUUGACUCCGUAUUAACAUCUGAGAAAUCCUGAAUUCUGCAAUCAAGUGGAAGCUGACUUCGUGUGGGAGUUCGGUGGCUUUCAGUCUGCAGGGUUGAGCUGUUAUGGGAGUAGGAAGUGGUGAAAGCGAAGAAAUGCGGUGUGUAACAUACUGAUCAUUUGCUUUUCUAUUAAAAUGUGUCUUAUUACGGUGA
Messenger RNA from Neofelis nebulosa (Clouded leopard), 2832 nucleotides. It is a transcript of the gene ITGB1BP1, whose product is annotated as integrin subunit beta 1 binding protein 1. Bases 2069 to 2671 code for a protein of 200 amino acids. Lineage: Eukaryota; Metazoa; Chordata; Mammalia; Carnivora; Felidae. Gene Ontology annotation, biological process: negative regulation of focal adhesion assembly; negative regulation of substrate adhesion-dependent cell spreading. The record is from RefSeq and is a predicted model, not a curated record. Gene Ontology annotation, molecular function: integrin binding. Gene Ontology annotation, cellular component: ruffle; lamellipodium; cell periphery. The transcript is spliced from 8 exons.